AUGCACACAAGGUCACAAUUGGAGGAUAUCUUGGAUUGGAGAAGAUUGGACGUGUUAGAGAAGAAGGUGCCUGUCGACAUCAGCUUGUUGGACGAGGAUGUUGUCAAGGAGUUCUCCGCUGAAGACUUGCCUGGUUUAGAUGAAGAUGCCCAUGUCUGGGAAGAUAAUGAAGAUGAUGACAAUGUUAAUGAUGAUUUUUCUAACCAGUUAAGAACUGAAUUAGAAAAAAUUGGAUACAAGAUGGAAACAUCAUUGGUGAAGUUCUGA
Rhincodon typus (whale shark) is the source of this 267-nucleotide messenger RNA. RefSeq names its product SEM1 26S proteasome subunit (gene sem1). Gene Ontology annotation, biological process: mRNA export from nucleus; double-strand break repair via homologous recombination; proteasome assembly. Gene Ontology annotation, cellular component: proteasome complex; proteasome regulatory particle, lid subcomplex. The record is from RefSeq and is a predicted model, not a curated record. Lineage: Eukaryota; Metazoa; Chordata; Chondrichthyes; Orectolobiformes; Rhincodontidae.